Messenger RNA from Ixodes scapularis (black-legged tick), 1825 nucleotides. RefSeq lists its product as uncharacterized. Lineage: Eukaryota; Metazoa; Arthropoda; Arachnida; Ixodida; Ixodidae. The record is from RefSeq and is a predicted model, not a curated record. The coding region runs from base 12 to 389 and encodes 125 amino acids. The transcript is spliced from 4 exons.
CCCAGGCGGCAAUGGCGGCAAUGUUUGUUCGUUCUCAGAAAGUUGUGUCCGUUGGUUCAUCGUUUCGAACCUCAAGAUUCAAUAUUCUGCAAUGGGGCGACGAAGCGGUUUUCGGUGCUGUCAACCUGGAGCGCCGAAGCGUGGUGGGGCAGCCCUGCAGGCGGCUGAAGCGAGCAGCUCAGCAGAGGGCACUGACUCUUGACAAGCUGGCAGCCGUGGGCAGGUGCCUCUUGGAGCGUUUCAUGGUGUGCCGCAAGUGCCAUGCCCCUUGCUGCAACACCAGAGAUGUUGUCGGCACACUACUGAUUGUCAACAGGAGACAUGGUGGUGCCAGCCAAAGAUUUCUUCGACAUGUACAUCGGACAAGCACCCUCGGAUGUGUCGCCUAGGAAACAAAAGGGUUUCAUGAACAAGUAUAUCGCGGAGCAACUUCAAGAUAUCGACAGGAAGCUGCAGUUUUAAGCUACUUUUGGGAAUUUAGUUUUCCUGUUGAUAUGAUGACAGUGCGUGGCUAUUUGCUUUUGUCAUGCCUGUAACAUAUCUGUUUCGUCAACUGUACCUGCUUUCGAGACCUUGUUUUAGUUUCUUGCAUGCUCUUUUCAGGAAGUGUGUCAGGAUGUCAUUUCAGUGGAGAGCCUCGGAAUACGAAAGGCAGACCGGGGGUUGCCAGCUUACCUUUUUCUGAACAGGAAUCGUAUGGGUGGACCUGCAUAACGGGUCAAUCCGCGUAACAGGUCGAUCCGUAUCUGGUCGGGUGCUCUUGUUUGUUACCUGUUCACAUAUAGGACGACCUGUUUGCAUACGGGCCCCGUAUGUCCAUAACAUUGUGUGACCCAAACGGGUCAAUCUGUAUGAAAAUUAUAUGUGUUUCUUCUGUAAGGGUUAUCACAGCGAGGGGGCAAUGAAGGAAAUAUGGCUGUACUUCUGAGACAGCAAUGUUCGCUUAUAUGUCCCGCCCUACUUAACCGGACACAUUUACGCCAAGAUCAUCAUUCAUCCGAACACUAGGUUUACUAAAAGUGGGCUAUCUUUCUGUGUUUUCAAAGAAAAUAACAAAUCGAGCCCAAAAUGGGGGGUGGGUUACCGUUCGGGGAAGGGGCAUCUCGGAAUUUUACGGCAGUGUCCCCCCUUAACUUUCUGCCCCCCUUGUCUUGCUCGUCCAUGUGCAGACCAAGAAGAGGCACCGUCCCUCGAGGGGUCAGUGCAGACCUUCGCGUGCGGGGACUGCGACAGCGUCUUCGCUUCCCUCGAACACUUCCAGGGACAAUGGAAGAAGAUGCACGAGAGGAGAGGAGGUGGGCACCAAUGCAAUUACUGUCCCUACUCCAGCGAUAUUAAACAAAACCUAGUCAUGCACGAGCGCACCCACACGGGACAGAGGCCUUUCGUGUGCGGCACCUGCGGCAAGGCUUUCACGCAGCAGGGCAACUUGACCAGGCACCAGAAUGUGCACACGGGCGAGCGUCCUCACGAGUGCGCCGAGUGCGGGCAGAAGUUCGCCCAGCCGGCAGACUUGAGGCGGCACGAAAGCACGCACACCGGAGUGCGGCUCCACGUCUGCCCAGAGUGUGGUAGAGGAUUCGCUCAGACAAGUCACCUCUCAAGGCACAGGCAAACCCAUUCCGGCGAGAAGCCCUAUGCCUGUCACCUGUGCUGCUACAGGGCCUCUGAUUUAAGCAGCGUGACGAGGCACCUGAUCGGGGCACACUCAAAAGAGUAUCCCCACAAGUGCGGGGACUGUGGCAAAGGGUUUCUGUCCCCAGGUGAACUCGGAAGCCACAUGAGGAGGCAGCACGCCUGCGGUGACCAGAAGCAGUAGAUGAAC